AUGGACAUAGAUAAAUACCGUAUUCAUGAUCUUACUAACGCCACAGAAGUUCGUCGUGGAGUAGCCGGACAGCCGAUGGCAAUCGAAAGCUGCAAGAACAGCAACCUCCUCGUUCUCGACCAUACCUCUACGAUUACGGUAGACGACUGCACUGAUUGCUUGAUUUUAUUGGCUCCGUGUUCUGGGAGUGUCUUCCUUCGUGAAUGCGACUCUUGCACUGUGCUUACGGCAUGUCAACAACUCCGUACACGAGAUUGUCGCAAUCUACGUAUCGCUCUUCAUUGUGCCACUCAACCAAUUAUAGAAGAAACCACAAAUGUCAUGUUUCAUCCAUUAUCACUACACUAUGACUCGUUCAUAGAUGACAUGACUGCGGCUCGAUUAAGCUUAUUUACCAGCCAUUCAAAUUCUGUGCAUGAUUUUACUCCAGAUCGAGGUGCUAUUCACUACAAAAUCAAUCACGAUGCUUUGGCUCUGGUGAGUUCAGUUACAAUUUCAAAUCAGACAUGAAG
Molecule: messenger RNA, 512 nt
Organism: Cylicostephanus goldi
Lineage: Eukaryota; Metazoa; Nematoda; Chromadorea; Rhabditida; Strongylidae
Source: the annotation of a GenBank genome assembly